Messenger RNA from Mesocestoides corti, 1215 nucleotides. Lineage: Eukaryota; Metazoa; Platyhelminthes; Cestoda; Cyclophyllidea; Mesocestoididae. The record is from the annotation of a GenBank genome assembly.
AUGCUGCAACUUAUAUCAGCAGCACAUGACGAUCCCGGAGUUCGUGUCCCUCUGACGGGGUCAUUUGCUCAGAAAUUCAACUGUCAGCGCGAACUAAUCCCAGUUGCCCAAUUCGCCAUCUCGAUGGCUUAUUUCGUCUUGAAACGUCUCUGCGAUAUGGCUAAUCUUGUUUGCUCUUACCUCGGAAUCACACCCAGAACAGAGGCAAAUGAGGAGGUCAGCCUACCUUCACAAGCCUGUCCUGUUGACUCCAAUGAAACCGAAGACACUUGCUUGAGCCGACCAGCCGAAACACAUCGACACCACAACCAUCAGGAUGGAAUGCUCGAUAAGUCCAGUGGGCCUUCAACCGGACAAACAGGGCAAUGUCCGUCCAAACAGGGAGGAACUGAUCCAGCAGAUGUGGGAGAUAUUAGGAAGGAUGUUACCGGAGAAUCCCUUGAUGCUCGAUUUCUAAGGCCCGUGCAACAGACCACAUCGCAAACAGACCGCGACCCAGAACUGGACGACGGUGGAUGUCAAGCCUCCAACCUCGUCGAUCGUUCCGUCCAAACCGACAGUCAUACGAGGCAGGAAGAAGAAGAUGUGGACACUUUAGCGUCCUUGCCCAAAGACUGGUGUCGAUGGCCCGUUUGCGCAGUUCACCGUUUGGGCGGACAGUGUCCCUUAGGCGAGGCGAACUGUCCCGAUGCCCAUGUAGGCUGGGAGUUUGCCAGCCAGAUCGAUGCCCACGGCCUCGUGCGGAUUUGCUUUGAGUCACUUGGAGUGGCAAACAAGUUCUGUGCCCGUCCACAAGGAUGCUGCCGUUUCUUUCACCCACCAGAACACAUCCGUAUGGGUCUCAUUCGACGACGACAAGCAGCGAUUGCUGCAAGCAUUCUCAAACGCCGUGAGCCGACGCCUAACUGUCCCAGCGGCAGUGUCGAAGAACCAAUUAACAUGGACCAGCCAUGGCCCUGCACCACUACCUCUUGUGAACAAUGCGCAAAGGGCGCGGAUCACCAGAACCCCGCGAAAUCCUUCAGGCCUCUCCCGUGGCUCAUUAACUACGGGGAGCUCCUGCAAGAGUGUGCAUCGGCUGUGAGCCAACCACCGGACGAAAACUCGGAGAAAUCCACUGUGGUGUUUAAUCAAAAGCUGGCACUUUACCUCGCUCUCGCGGAAGCUCUGCGCGAACGGCUUAUUAUUGCGGUCAGAGAAGCGAGUAGCCGAUAA